UUAAUUUCACGGAAAACUUGGAUAUUUCCACGUCACUGGACUUUCACUGGCUUUGGCAAACUGCAUGUAACAUAAACAACGGUUCAGUGGACCGCGACGGGCGUCAUUCAACGACGGGCGAGUUAAUUUAGAAGAAGCUAUGGUGAAUACAAACCCUGUAGCCCUAUUUCAAGGAGAAAUUUUACGAAAGAAACUGAAGAAAAAUACGUGGAAAGAGUACAGAGUGAUCCUUCAAGAAGAUAGGCUUGUGUUUAUGAACGAGAAUGAAAAGAAAAUUGCCGGAGUCAUAACCUUGACAGAAGAGACGACAUGUAAAGUGUUGGAGAGAAAAGAAUCGUCUCGACAAAGCUCAGACCGCUCGAGCUUAAAGAAUAUUUCUAGACGUAAGCGAGGUUUCGAUGACGGCCCCUGUAAAUUUAAGUUGUAUGCUAAGAGAGGUGUUCAUCUCCUCAAGACAGACUGUAAAUCAAGCUGUGAUCAGUGGAUUGGUGCAAUUUCUCGCGUUGUUCAAAGUAUGUGGAUAAAUUCCCAAAAUGGCCCGUCGUCGACAAAAGCACGAAGACACCGCUUUAUGAACUGGCUACACCUAGACUGCAAUGUAACAAACCAGGCGACAAACAGGAAUGGAUUUUCGUACAAUUGUUUAUUAGAAGAGGAAAAUCUCGAAGACCAUUUCAAUGAAAUUGAAAGAAAUAGUAUUAUCGAGAAUGGAACUCAACCAGUAUUGAGAAGUUUUACAUCUCCAAAAGGAAAAUUUAAAAUGUGGAAAAAUAUUUCUAGUCGCAUCAUUUCGAGAUACAAAGCCGGAAAUUACGGCGUUUUGGUUGAAGACAUAACAGACUAAUAGGGCAUCUUCGCAAAAUCAAUCGGAAUGAAGAAAUGCAAAAGUUCAAGUUGGAUGCCUCCUGUAUUACUAAUUAUGACUUCCGGUGCAAUAUCGGUUUAGGUUUCAUUUCAGUUGGGCAGCAUAACUCAGUUCAAAUUACUUACAAAGCAAAACAGCUUUACUCUAUUGCUAUUUUCCCCUUUGUUUAGUACUUUCAUAGAACACAGUGAAUAAACAUAAUAGCAACAUUAUCUAUUAUAAUUUAAUACGUGGCUUGAAGCCUUAUGUUAUUGCUUUGUCAAUAGUUUGACAGCCUAUCGUCUAAAGAAUUCCAUUAAUAUGUGGGGGAGCAAUAUAGACAAAAUAACUACAAGUUACACUUUGAAGUUAUCCAUAUGUGAUGUAGAUUAAUUUGAAAAAAUCCUUUCUUCCUGAGCAGUUUGCAAUAAAUAAUGAAUUAUCACUUUAAUUACAUGUUAUAAAGUCAGCUUGCC
Pocillopora meandrina is the source of this 1320-nucleotide messenger RNA. NCBI's taxonomy places the organism in Eukaryota, Metazoa, Cnidaria, Anthozoa, Scleractinia, Pocilloporidae. The record is from the annotation of a GenBank genome assembly.